AUGGAUGCCCGAGAGGGUGUAUGGUCUCCAGAAAAUGGAGACUUCAUCAGCGACGGGCCAGACAUCCUUACAAAGACCGAUAUUGAACGCCUUGGACGAGAGCGGCCAUCCAUGCUCACCAAGGCAUCAGAAGUCGGUUUCGUGUUCACAAUUAUUGUCUCCAUGAUGAUGAGCGAGUACUUCAUCAGUGGCUUCAACAUCAUUCUCCCAACUGUUGCCGACGAAUUGCGCAUGCCGGACUCCCAGCGGACUUGGCCGUCCGAGGUUAUCAACCUCACCACAGCAGCACUGCUCCUCCCAUCCGCCCGUCUUUGUGACCAAUACGGCGGGCGCAUCAUCUUCCUGCUCGGCCACGCGUGGCUCAUGACAUGGUCUCUCAUCGCAGGCUUUAGUCAGAACCCAACGAUGCUCAUUGUUUGCAGGGCGUUACAAGGCAUAGGUUCUGGAGCUUUCCUGCCCGCUGGUAUAGCUCUCCUGGGCCAGACUUACAGACCUGGCCCUCGAAAAAACUUAGUUUUCAGCUUUUACGGUGCCAUGGCAUGCAUCGGUUUCUACUUUGGCAUCUUCAUGGGAGCUAUAGCUGGCCAACUGCUGGACUGGAGGUGGUACUUCUGGAUCGGCACGAUCCUCGUCCUCAUGAACUCGGUGACAGGGUUCCUGACCAUUCCGAGGCACUUGGGUGACGGAGACCCUGGCGUUCGCAUGGACUGGUGGGGCUUUGCCACCAUCGUUCCGGGCAUAGUACUCGUGGUGUAUGCCCUGACCGAUGGCAGCCAUGCACCGAAUGGCUGGGCAACGCCAUAUAUUAUCGUAACAUUCGUGGUUGGCGUUCUUUUGCUCUGUGCCGCUGUGUACAUCGAAGGCUGGGUGGCAGAGCAGCCGCUGCUUCCGUUCGAGUUGUUCAAAGCCAAGUAUAUGAGGAGGCUUUCAAUCUCUAUGUUCUGUUGCUACGGUGUAUUUAGUCUGUUUCUGUUCUACUCCAGUUAUCAUCUGCAAAACGUUAUUCACACUACGCCACUGCAAACAGCUGCUUGGUUCACGCCCUUAGCCGUUGGUGGGAUGUUCCUUGCAAUAGGUGGUGGCCUGGCAUUGCACCUUCUGUCUGGCCGUAUCCUGCUGAUCAUCUCAUCACUCGGAUUCUUGGCUUCGAGUCUUCUAUUCGCCUUAAUACCCGACCAGUCAGCCACAGGCGAUUCGACCUCUUUCGUAUACUGGGCGUACGUGUUCCCGUCGAUGCUCUGUGGCACGAUCGGCGUGGAUAUAACAUUCAACGUAACAAACAUAUUCAUCACAACAGCAAUGCCCGCCCGCCUGCAAGCAACAGCUGGUGCUUUGAUCAAUAGUCUCUUAUAUCUUGGCAUGGCAUUCUGGCUAGGCAUCGGCGAACUUGCUGUAUCCACAACAGUGGACUACAGAGGUGGCGAGGAUAGUUUGAGUCUACGCCAGCAGUAUCAAAUAGGCUUCUGGCUCGGAGUUGGUCUCUCGGGGCUAUCACUAUUACUGAACUCCACCAUCAAUCUUGGUGAAGCAUCUGCCGAUGAGACAGCGGAUGAGAAGGCCCUGAGAGAACAAGCCCGGGCCCAAGCACAGACUCAGGGUCAACUACGGCAGGAAUGA
This is a messenger RNA of Neoarthrinium moseri, 1617 nucleotides long. RefSeq lists its product as uncharacterized. Gene Ontology annotation, cellular component: membrane. NCBI's taxonomy places the organism in Eukaryota, Fungi, Ascomycota, Sordariomycetes, Amphisphaeriales, Apiosporaceae. The transcript is spliced from 2 exons. Gene Ontology annotation, biological process: transmembrane transport. The record is from RefSeq and is a predicted model, not a curated record. Gene Ontology annotation, molecular function: transmembrane transporter activity. The coding region runs from base 1 to 1617 and encodes 538 amino acids.